Messenger RNA from Ostrea edulis (European flat oyster), 1532 nucleotides. RefSeq lists its product as uncharacterized. NCBI's taxonomy places the organism in Eukaryota, Metazoa, Mollusca, Bivalvia, Ostreida, Ostreidae. The record is from RefSeq and is a predicted model, not a curated record. Bases 324 to 1151 code for a protein of 275 amino acids. The transcript has 3 exons.
AUGAAGCGCUUUAUAUAACCUUGAAAAAAAUUCAAGAACAAAAUAUACAAUGCGAUUUCUCGGGAUGAUAUUGCACCUAUAAACGAUCUCAAGUUUCGUUGGGUAAACGAACGGGUUUAUGUUUUCAGCACAAGGGUGUCGGGUCUUCACCACAGGAAUACGAUUAAGUAGGUGAGUAAACUCUCGCCCAGUAGCAGUGAGAACUAUAGUAAUUUUGACGGGGUUUAUGUAUAAGCACACCCGCUGCACAAGUGAACGUAUCGUUCAAAUACUUAAGUAAUAUGUAACAAAUCCUACAGCGAAGGGGAAAAAAGUGUCAAAAAAUGGGGAAACAUUCCGGGAAUGACGUGCAAAGUUUCCUAUUCCAGAACCUGACGUUGAUUUUAGUUUUAGUCGCGUUAUCAUUGCUGUGCCAGCUCACGACUAUAGCCACGCCGGGAUGGAUGAAGUUACACUUGGAAUUUUUUGACGACGAAAAAAAGUCUCCCGUGACAAACGGCUCCGUGACACUCUCCGACCUUACAGCGGAAGUAUCUGCCGGACUGUGGUUUUUCUCAUUCUGUUUUGAGGGACAGUACAAAAACGGCACAGAAUUAGCUUGUUUGACGGAGACUUUUGUAGACUACGAAAACAAACAUUUGUCUAAAUUCCAUGUUGACCAUCUUGGAUUACUAAAAGAUAUUUGUUUCAAUGCGUUAAGUGGACUUCUAGAGUACCAGAUCGAGGCCUCUCUCAGCAUAGCAUGUCUACUGAUCGGUUUAGUGUCGUUUUUGCUGUACUACAGACCAAGAGUCCUAAGGAAAGGCUUUGGUAUCGCAGCAUGCUCAUGUUUCGCAGUAUCAGCUAUCAUGAUGUGGGUAGUUGUUGGUAAGAUAACGACCAUCACCCUCCAGAUGAAGAGGACUUUUCAGUUUCCCCUGGCAACCAGCCACGCCACCAUUACCGUCCUGACCCCCUGGUGUCUGAUUGUGGCGGGAAUUUCCGCUUUCAUGACGUCAUUUUGCACUUUGACAUUCCUCGUCUAUUUGGCUAAAGACAAAACCCCAAGAAUCAAAUACUUAUCAGAUAUUCGACAGCCAAUUCUAUCGGACGACAAUCAGCCAUGCUGUUCCAACAACAACCAUGCAAUACCAAUGACACGUUUACACUAAACUUCAUUCAGCUCCGAGGUUGGAAAAUGAAAACGGUAUCUGAUUUUUUGUGAGAAAUCAUUUACAGUGAUUCUUUAUCCAAGCAUGUUGUGAACAUUCACGUAUUUUAUGAAUGGCUUUUUGUGAACGCCAUUUAGAGAGAUUAUUCAGAUUUGACCUUGGAAAUGUCUGUUUGCCCUUGUCUGAAGAUCAAAAUCUUAUUUUCUUUGCGUGACUUCUGUUCAUCAAAAUGUUGUCUUUUGUACUUUGUGACAGUAGAAAAAAAAAAAAAACACGCACACACAAAUCUGGUCAAUUUAUCAAAAAAUUGCAUAUUGCACAGUACAGUAUUAGUAAAUCAUUAUGAUGUAUACACAUGAUUAAUAAAAGAAUUCAAAUGUA